UUCACGGUCACUGUAAGUUAAAGCGCUCAUCACUGUUGUAUAAUGCCGCCAGUGAGAUGGUGCAGCUGUGUAAAUUCCUGUUAAAAUCUAGCAAAUCGCCCGGUCGUGCCCACUUUCGGCCCACCUUCCUGGACACCCUGCGUCUGGCGGUUCGCGGAGGACAUGGUGGCAAUGGAUUUCCCAAGUACGGAGGAGUCGGUGGCCAAGGCGGUUGCGUUUACUUGGUGGCCAAGGAAGGUCUGACUCUACGGAAGGUCGUCCAGGGAUUGAAGGACAAACGGGUUGCCGCCUCCAGCGGUGAGGACAGCAGCAAGGCCAGCAUCUUUGGACGCCGUGGAGUCGAUCAAAAGAUUGAGGUGCCGGUGGGGGUCCAGGUGUUUGACGACCGGCAGAAACUCAUCGCCGAUCUGGACGAGCACGAGGCUACCUGCAUUGUGGCGGGUGGAGGUACCGGCGGCUGCACGGCUACCAAUUUCCUGGGGCGUCCCGGAGAGAAUCGCACUGUGAAUCUGGACCUGAAGCUCAUAGCGGACGUGGGACUCGUCGGAUUCCCCAAUGCUGGCAAGAGCACACUACUCAAGGCCGUCUCCAAUGCCAAACCCAAGAUUGCGGCUUACCCUUUUACCACCAUACGGCCCCAGAUUGGAACCAUCGAGUAUAGCGACCUACGCUCCAUCACCGUUGCCGAUCUUCCCGGCCUCAUCGAGGGUGCUCACUCCAACUUCGGAAUGGGUCACAAAUUCCUGAAGCACAUCGAACGCACCCGCCUACUGCUCUUUAUGGUGGAUAUAUUCGGCUUCCAGCUGAGUCCUCGCCAUCCGCAUCGCGACUGUGUGGCCAACAUAUAUGCGCUAGUGAAGGAGUUGGAGCUCUACGAUCCAUCGCUGCUUGAGAAGCCCAGUGUCCUGUUGCUGAACAAAAUGGACAAGGAGGGUGCGCAUGAGAUCCUCACCAAAGUCAAGCCGAUCAUCAGCGACCUGGCCAGCGGCCUGGAACAGUGUCCCGAGGAACUGCGUCCAAAACGGGUUGUGAAGUUUGACAGUAUUGUCCCCAUAUCGGCCAUGAACUCCACGAAGGUCACGCAAGUGAAGUCCCAGCUGAGGAGGACGCUGGUGCGACUGGCGGAAAAACAGUUUCUGGCUAAUGAGGAGCAGAUCAAGGAGCAGUUGAAGCAGCGUGUGGGCCUGGUGGGUCCAAAAAUUACCUAGUUCUAAGUGUAAAGUAAUUUGUCUUAGUUUAGUAGAGUUCGAAAUGAAGAAAUUAAGAUUUAAAAUCCUUUGAACAUUAAAAA
Drosophila rhopaloa is the source of this 1291-nucleotide messenger RNA. Its product is annotated as GTP-binding protein 10 homolog. The coding region runs from base 57 to 1208 and encodes 383 amino acids. Lineage: Eukaryota; Metazoa; Arthropoda; Insecta; Diptera; Drosophilidae. Gene Ontology annotation, cellular component: mitochondrion. The transcript has 3 exons. Gene Ontology annotation, molecular function: magnesium ion binding; GTPase activity; GTP binding. The record is from RefSeq and is a predicted model, not a curated record.